CGCCCGAGGGGUAGUUACGAGUUAUCCCCCAGUCAAGUCCAUUUAAUUGAAACGGAUCCCUUUGUUACUUCUGAGAACAGCCUUUCUCUUUCUCUUCAUCUUUCCUCUCUCAAGUCCAUAUCCUUCUCCCUCAGCCAUGUUUUCUUCCAACAGUCUUCCCUUCCUGGCCUCUUCAUGAAUUGUCUUGGAAGAUGACCAGGGAAUAAGAAGAGAUCAGGAGAGGAAGAGAGAGUGAGAUGGAAAGCUCCGGUUGCAUGGGAUUAGUGGCAGUCUUUGCGAUUUCGAGCAGCGUGGUUCUCGUAUCCCUUCAGGUCCAGAAGCGCCUCGUGUCGGAAUUCAAGAAGAAGGUUGAAUUAGAACUAGGAAGUGUGAGAAACCAGCGAAAGAAGAAGGUGAGGUUUGCUGCCGAUGUGAUCGAGCCAUCGUCGAACAACGAAGAGUAUAGGAGGCGCAGGACGUCGCCUAGACCGGCUCCAGCAAUGAAGGAUUUCUCCUUAUCAUUGUGAAUUGUGGAUUAGCAUGGAAGAAAUCUGCUACUGUGUAAAAAAGAAGAAGUCCCUUGUGAAUUUUAAUGCUGCAGGUGGGAACUAAUCUUAUUGUGCCUUGUAAUCUUAGUUUUCCUAGAUUUUUUUAUGCUGCUUUUUUUUUUAAGUUCAUGGGCAGGCUUGUAUCAAUCCAAUUGCACCUAACGUUGAAAGGAACGUUUUUGUACCUUCUGUAUUAUAUAAUUGAAAUGUAGACCCCAAACAAGGUCCCAGAUUUAGCUUUCAUCA
Molecule: messenger RNA, 773 nt
Organism: Phoenix dactylifera (date palm)
Lineage: Eukaryota; Viridiplantae; Streptophyta; Magnoliopsida; Arecales; Arecaceae
Source: RefSeq, a predicted model, not a curated record